Molecule: messenger RNA, 1374 nt
Organism: Eimeria necatrix
Lineage: Eukaryota; Apicomplexa; Conoidasida; Eucoccidiorida; Eimeriidae
Exons: 2
Coding region: 1-1374 (457 amino acids)
Source: RefSeq, a predicted model, not a curated record
AUGGCUGAAGAUCCGCCUGCUGCUCUUGAUGACGGUGUGAGAGCGUUUGUCGACCUGUCUACUGCGGAGCAAAUAGAAACUUACAGGCAUCUUGAGGCGUGCAGCGGACCUGACAUUUGGCUACAAGCCUCAGCUUGCGAGCGCCUAGCUGCUAAAACAAUUCGAAGCGUCUACCAGACAAUGCUGAGUUCAGGAAGUGAUGAGACAUUCCAGCGGGCACGGCGCCUUAUUGGCAGAGCCCCUACCACUCUGACCGUAAUAGAAGCUGAGCGAAGGCGCAGCUCACGUAGCUCUGAUAUUCAGAUCACGGGAAUCACAAAUUUACUGCCGCUUGCUGGCACAACUGCUCAGCAGAAUUCGACUCAGCCACAAGAUGCAUGCGACACAAGUUCGUGCUCACGAAUCAGCACGCUUCCAAGCCAAGGACACAUUACCAGCUACAGUGGAGCAAGAAAGCCGCGCGCCUACGAAUCCAUCGCUGAAGACGCUCUUCCCCUUCAUCGAAGGCCAGUUCUCUUUCCGGCUUUUCUAAGAGCUCUUGUUCUACUGCUACAAAACCGUCUGCGCUGCCAGAGAAAAAGAUAUAAGCGUCGAGAAGUGUUACGCACUGCAACGCCUCAUGCACGAUUUCGUGAAUGCCCCAAUCCAGACGAUCCUAAUUGUUUGAGCUUUGCUUGGAUUGCGCUCUGCCGAAAGCUCCGCAUUUUUAGUGAUGCCAUUGAGAAGCAGAUACAGCAGCACAAAAGCGAGUCACGCGAGAAGUCGGGUACUUCAGGCGAGCUGCAAGAGCAGCCAUUAACAGGAAGCGAUGCUCGGGUGGAAGAGGCAAGCUUUUCUUUAAGUAGCAUACCCAGUGAAAGGCAUCACCUGAGACAGGCUGCGCAGUCUCGCGGGCUACUGCAAAGAAAAGUUUCCUCUUCACAGCAGCCCUUCUCCUCUCCUGCAAGAGGAAACAUUUCGAAACAGUCGAUGAUCCCCGAAUUCUCAACAGAUGCAACCCUCGCUCCCUUCGGUAAAGGGCAAGCUUCAAAUGAGAAGAUAACAAAAGAAUCCAAUAGGCCAGAGAACCGAACUGCGAAGCCUGCAGAUGAUUUAACAUACACAAAAGAUGAAGAUACAAUCGCAGCACUUGCAGGCCGUCAUGCAGAAGUAUUCAGCCAAACAGCUGUCGCAGAAGCCUGCUGCAUUCUAAAUGAUGCUCUGCACGGGGCUUUGUUUUCAAAUACCGGGAAAGGAGUAGAUUCAAGUAAAUGCAAAAGCUCUGUUGUGGUAUUUGCACACCAUUGCAUCUGCCCCUCGCACUUCAUCCCUUUGCUCUAUGGACAGCGCUGGUCAAAGCCGGCCUCAUGUGAGUUUGCUUUGUGCUUAAGCUAG